AUGACCAUGUUCACGAUUAUCCUCCUUGCUGGUCAAGACGUUUUGCUAUUCCCCAUCGCUGCCUUCCCUCGCUUCAUAAGCCUCCCAGCGAUCGUCCUCAGACGCCGUUUCCUACCAAUACAGGACAAACCGGUGAAGAGAUGGCCACAUGACAUCAAUCGACUGUCAUCGCAGAAGCCUCCGGGUCAAGAAAGAUCCCUGGCAAUCAUGCUGCAAAGCGACAAUAUUGCUGAGCGACUCGCAAGUCACCUUCAUUACGAUGACCUGGUGAACUUGUCGUUCACCUCGAAAUUGAUGCGUACCGGUGUAUUUUAUCCAUCUAUGGACCCCACCUCUCGCCACGACCGGAUAGAGUCGCUAUGCAUAGCAUCGUGUCUCAGAGGGAAAAAGAGCGAAUGUUGGUCAUGCGAACGUGUGAUCUGCGACGCCUGCAAAGCCCCAAAACAGCGAAUUCGAUCUUCCCGCAUAAAAGAUCACUUCGCGCAUUGCUACGCUGUCUGCACAAUGUGCUACCUCAUCUCCGCACCCGGUGGUGCAGCACCAUUCAAUGCGAAAUGGAACAUGCAAGAUCUCGAGAUGCAGCAUGUUAAUUGCUGUACUUUCCGCGAGCCGCAAUGGGAAGAUGGUGGAGAAGAGGGACGAGUUCUAUCUCAGCAGAACAUUGCCAAGGAAUGUUGA
This is a messenger RNA of Fusarium oxysporum Fo47, 678 nucleotides long. RefSeq lists its product as uncharacterized. The transcript is spliced from 4 exons. Lineage: Eukaryota; Fungi; Ascomycota; Sordariomycetes; Hypocreales; Nectriaceae. The record is from RefSeq and is a predicted model, not a curated record. The coding region runs from base 1 to 678 and encodes 225 amino acids.